CGAUACGCACACAGACGGCCCAAACGAUGAUGAUGUUACAGCAUCUACCGCCGUCCCAUACGUUCGUCGGCAGUUCGGCCGGUUCGACAACUAGUGCCACUGCGUCUCCAUCACCACCGGCUCCAUCCGACACACCGACACCUCCUCCUCUGCCUCUAGCCGCUGGCGCCACCAAUGUGUCCCCGCCGUCCUCCCCCGUUACCGAUGCGGAACAGCCCGAGAAUUGUAGGGCAACUCCCGAGCAGUCGCGAAUCAUCAUACGCCAUCAUCAACAGCGUCCAGGAACACCACGUUCCGCUACUCCUCCAGCACGGGUACGCUCUACCAGCGUGUCGGCCGAACACCAUGAAGAAGUAUUGGAAAAAGUCGUCACAUCACCCUCACCACGACACGUGAGAAACGCCGAGUCUCGAAGCAGAUCCCGAUCGCGAUCCAGGUCUAGGUCCUCUUCGCCAAGAUCUGCCGCUGGUUCUCCUGUUGCACGAUCGGAACCGAUCGAUCGGUCCAAAACGCCUCCACCAGCGCCACCCGCCGAGCGUGUCAACGUUAUCCGCUACAUCAAGGAAGAACGUCCCAGGUCCAUCAUAAGGCGAAGCUCCACCACCGAGGAGAUGGACACCGAGCGGCGUCAGUCACACUUCGACCAACAGUCGACCGACGAAACACGGCCGGAGUUGCAUCGCCGUCGGCAUUACAGUGCCGAAACGGGCAACGAAGCAGACGACGAUGAAGAGGACGAACCACGUGCAGGUGACUACUACGCCGGCGCCACUAGACGCACCAGCCCGUAUCGGCCCUAUGCGCUGCAGCGAACGAUUUCCGAACAACCCGCCACCGUACCGUACGCUCACCAGCGACUCUACCACAAGUCGGCCAGGCGCGAUUCGUGCAGUCCUCGGCGCAUGAUCACCGAUCAGGAUGAUUCCGACUACAGCGAACGUAGCCAUGGAAGUGUGGUGGUACGUCCCGGCGAAGAGACACACAGCGCGGAGAUGAUCCGGACGGCACCCACCGAAGAGACGGAGCGUUCGGAGCGGUUAAGACUGGCCCGGCCAGACCGAUACACCACCAUACUGCCGAGGCCGGAUGCGUACGAAGAGGAAGCGGAAGGCGAUGCCGAAGAGGAGGAGGAAGACGAAGAGGAGGAUGAAGAGCUGGAAGAGGAAGAUCGCGAUGCGCCGCUGGAUCUGUCGAUGAAGAUCAAACGCCGUCCGAGAAGCGGUUCCGUGACGGACGAUUCGGACGAUUCGGCUGCCGAACAUCACAGCCGUGGUCCGGAGAGUGCUGCGUACAAGAAGAGUCUAAUGAAACGAUACCUGGACACCGAGAUACCGAUCCUGCCGCAAUCGCCGAGCCCUCCGCCACAAUCCCAACGGUCGUCCCUGGCCGGUGGGCAGUCACAGCAAGCGUCCAGCCUACUAGCCAGCACGUUGCAGCCGUCCCAGCAGCACAGGCCUCUACUGCACGGGCUCCUGAGCGGUACGCACCUACCGCAGGGACCGUACCAUCGUGGCUACAGCACGUCCAGCACAGGUUCACUACCUCCGAGUCCCGCCGACAGUGGAGUGUCCGAUGUGGACAGCUCCAGCAGCGGAGGCCAGCCGGCCUGCAGUGACGAGCUGAAGGCUCGCCUUGGCAUUCCGACCAGCAGCACCGGACCGGUCAGCAACCAACCGGGCCAACCGUCACAUCCGCACCAGCAGCAGCAGCAACAGCAACACCAGCAGCAAGCAUCCCAGCAGCAACAACAGCAUCACCAGCAACAUCACCAACCACCACCGCCCCAACAUCAGCUCUCGCAGAGUCAAGGACUCUCGGUGCAUCCGAAUGGAGGGACCGGCUCACCGAACGGCGGUACGGGCGGUUCCCUCUCGUCCUCGUCCGCUCUCUCCCAGGUGGCAGCGGCUGCCGUCGCUGCGGCCGCCACCCAACAGCACCUACAGCAGCAGGCCGCCCAUCUACAGUCGGGACCGUUUCUGCGACCCAACUUUUACCAUCACAAUUCGCCACCGCUUCGCAACAUCUGGAACCAGCGGAGCGUACCACUGUCCGACAACUAUCACUACCUGCAUUCGAUGAACUCACCCAACGGCUACCCAUCUGCAGCGGCCGCAGCUGCCGCAGCAGCCGCCAACCACUUCGCAUCCGGUGGUGCUACGAACGGAACUGCCAGCAAUGGUGCUCCAACCGGUGCGUUAGGUCGUGGCGCUGGGGCCGCUUCUGCCGGUCAGCUCGCAGGCAAUGGAGCGAUGGGACAACAUGGACAUCUUGCACCACAUCACACCACGAACCCUGCCCACCAUCAUGCACAUCUUGGACAGCAGCAUCUCGGACAUCAUCCACACGCCGGGAAUGGACACGUUGGUGGUGGUGCAAACUCUGCUGCUGCCGCCGCAGCUGCCCUCAUGGCGAACGGCAUCGUAAACGGAUUGGGUCACCAUGGUCAGCACGGACCGCACAACGUAUCGUCUAGCUGUCCCGAUGAUCUGUACAUGCUCGAGCUUGGUUUCCAGCCGCGAAAGCUUAAGAAACCGAAAAAGCCCAAACUCGAGAUGGGUGUGAAGCGAAAGUCGCGCGAAGGUUCCACCACGUAUCUGUGGGAGUUUUUGCUAAAGUUGCUGCAGGACCGUGAGUACUGUCCACGGUUCAUCAAGUGGACGAACCGGGACAAGGGUGUGUUUAAGCUGGUCGACUCGAAGGCAGUCUCGAAGCUGUGGGGUUUACACAAGAACAAGCCGGACAUGAACUACGAAACGAUGGGACGAGCGUUACGAUACUACUACCAGCGGGGCAUAUUGGCGAAGGUGGACGGACAGCGGCUGGUGUAUCAGUUCGUGGACGUUCCGAAGGACAUCGUCGAGAUUGACUGUACCGGUGCCUGAAGUCCGCGGCGGGGUCGUACCCGUUGCGGGAUACGACCCACGGACAGAACACCGCUGUCCGACCAGCAACAGCAACAAAUCCUACGCUAGUCCGGAUUCUUCCAGAA
Anopheles maculipalpis is the source of this 2989-nucleotide messenger RNA. Its product is annotated as ecdysone-induced protein 74EF-like. The record is from RefSeq and is a predicted model, not a curated record. The transcript has 4 exons. Gene Ontology annotation, cellular component: nucleus. Bases 27 to 2882 code for a protein of 951 amino acids. Gene Ontology annotation, biological process: cell differentiation; regulation of transcription by RNA polymerase II. Gene Ontology annotation, molecular function: DNA-binding transcription factor activity, RNA polymerase II-specific; sequence-specific DNA binding. Lineage: Eukaryota; Metazoa; Arthropoda; Insecta; Diptera; Culicidae.